Molecule: messenger RNA, 2345 nt
Organism: Suricata suricatta (meerkat)
Lineage: Eukaryota; Metazoa; Chordata; Mammalia; Carnivora; Herpestidae
Product: docosahexaenoic acid omega-hydroxylase CYP4F3-like
Exons: 13
Coding region: 68-1831 (587 amino acids)
Molecular function (GO): heme binding; iron ion binding; monooxygenase activity
Source: RefSeq, a predicted model, not a curated record
AGUUUCCUCAUCUGUAAAAUGAGAAGAAUCCCAUGGUUAAUAUACCUACAAGCCUUCAAACAGGAUCAUGGCUCAUGUGGGCAAUGCCAUUCCUGCUGCAGCUGUUGCCUAUUCCUGGCACACAGUAGGUCCACAGACAGCUGAACCACUCUGGCCACUGAGGGCUCUUUCUAUUGUGUGUCCAAGAUUCUGCCUGGAUCACUGUACUCUGGCCUUGCCUUCUGACGCUGAUAUGGAUGGACCUGACAGCAGGAUGCCACAGCUGAGUCUGUCCUGGCUGGGACUCUGGCAGACUGCAGUCUCCCAGGGGCUGCUACUGCUGCUGCUGGUGGGGGCCUCCUGGCUCCUGGCCCGCGUCCUGGCCUGGAGCCACAGUUUGUAUGAGACCCACUGCCGCCUCCAGUGUUUCCCGCAGCCCCCGAAGCGCAACUGGUUUUGGGGCCACCUGGGUCUGGUCUGCCCCACGGAGCAGGGCUUAAGGGUCUUAAUUCAGAUGGUGGCCACCUACUCCCAGGGGUUUGUGACAUGGCUGGGCCCUACCAUCCCCCUUGUCACUUUGUGCCACCCCGACACAAUCCGGAUUAUCACCAAUGCCUCAGCUGCCAUUGCACCCAAGGAUGUGGUCUUCUACAGCUUCCUGAAGCCCUGGCUGGGGGAUGGACUUCUGCUGAGUGCUGGUGACAAAUGGAGCAGCCAUCGCCGUAUGCUGACACCUGCCUUCCACUUCAACAUCCUGAAGCCCUAUGUGAAGAUUUUCAAUGACAGUAUAAAUGUCAUGCAUGCCAAGUGGAAGCGCUUGGUGUCAGAGGGCAGCACCCGCCUGGACAUGUUUGAACACAUCAGCCUCAUGACCCUGGACAGUCUGCAGAAAUGUGUCUUCAGUUUUGACAGCAAUUGCCAGGAGAAGCCUAGUGAAUAUAUUGCUGCCAUCUUAGAGCUCAGUGCCCUUGUGGCAAAACGGCACCAGCAGAUCUUCGUGCACACGGACUUCCUGUACUACCUCACUCCAGAUGGAAAACGCUUCCGUAGAGCCUGCCGCCUGGUGCACAACUUUACAGAUGCUGUCAUCCAGGAAAGACGCCGCACUCUUCCUGAUGAGGGUGUUGAUGACUUCCUCAAGGCCAAGGCUAAGGCCAAGACUUUGGACUUUAUUGAUAUUCUCUUGCUGACCAAGGACCAAGAUGGAAAAGGAUUGUCAGACGAAGACAUCCGAGCUGAAGCUGACACCUUCAUGUUUGCAGGUCAUGACACCACAGCCAGUGGUCUCUCCUGGGUCCUGUACAACCUUGCGAAGCACCCAGAGUAUCAGGAGCGCUGCCGGCAGGAGGUGCAAGAGCUCCUGAGGGACCGUGAACCUAAGGAGAUUGAAUGGGACGACCUGGCCCAGUUGCCCUUCCUGACCAUGUGCAUCAAGGAGAGUCUGCGGUUACAUCCCCCAGUCACAGUCGUCUCCCGCUGCUGUACCCAGGAUGUGGUGCUCCCAGAUGGCCGCGUCAUCCCCAAAGGUGUUAUCUGCCUCAUUAGUAUUUUCGGGACCCACCACAAUCCAACCGUGUGGACAGACCCUGAGGUAUACAAUCCUUUCCGCUUUGACCCCGAAAACAUCAAGGACAGGCCUUCCCUGGCUUUUAUUCCCUUCUCCGCGGGGCCCAGGAAUUGCAUUGGGCAGACGUUCGCCCUGACCGAGAUGAAGGUUGCCCUGGCGCUGACGCUGCUGCGCUUUCGGGUCCUGCCCGACAAGGAGGAGCCACGCAGGAAGCCGGAGCUCAUCCUGCGCGCCGAGGGAGGACUUUGGCUGCGGGUGGAGCCGCUGAGCGCGGGCCCCCAGUGACCCGCCUGUUCCUGGCUUGGAAUCCUCCCCGACUCUACACACCCCACCUGGAGGAUUCUCAGGACUGGAACUGUGUGGUCUCCUCUGCCCCAGCGACACUGACAGCCAGCAGGGGGCGCUCGGGACCUGCGGGACCGCAGUGGGUGGGUUGGCGAGGCUGGGCGGGGUGAGUGGAGGCUUGGGUGUGAGCACAAGACCCUGACAGCCUUUCCAGCUGGCCACAAUCUCCCAUGCUGAUUGCGGGUCCUCCCAGGCCCAAUAAGGGAUUUUAUCCUGUAGACGAUAGGGAGCCAGGGGAGGUGUUUCAGUGGGAGACUGGCCAGUGUUAAGGACUGACUGAGGGGCAUGAUUGAAGCUCUGGGUCACAGUGGAGAACCCAUAGUGGCCUAGCUCUCUGGCCACUCUGGUCUCUGUUCUUAUCUCAUAUAUCCAAACUUUCACCCCAGAAUCCUUCACUAUGCUUCCACAGUUACUGUGUGUACUUAUACACAACCAAUAUAGAUGCUUUAUCCUG